UUCUAAAUAGUGCACAUCACUACUCACUUGGCAAUAGACAAAUUAUAGAGUUUAUACUUUACAAUCGAGUGUUUUUUGUCUAUGACUUUCAUUGACGUUUCAUUUUGGGGGCGGGUAUCAUCUUAUGAAGAUUUUUUUAAUGAAAAUGAGAUUCACUCCUAUUUAUCGCUAAAACGAAUGUGAUCGAAGAUUAUUCAAGAAUUCAUGUUUAAAUUGAAACGCGGCAGCCCACAGCGACAAUGAUCGGGGGGCUGUUCGUGUACAACCACAAGGGCGAGGUGCUGAUCUCGCGCGUGUACCGCGACGACAUCGGCCGGAACGCGGUCGAUGCGUUCCGCGUGAACGUGAUACACGCGCGGCAGCAGGUGCGCUCGCCCGUCACCAAUAUAGCGCGCACCUCGUUCUUCCAUAUCAAGCGAGCAAACAUAUGGCUCGCAGCGGUGACCAAGCAGAACGUGAAUGCUGCGAUGGUGUUCGAGUUCCUGCUGAAGAUCAUCGACGUGAUGCAGUCGUACUUCGGCAAGAUCUCCGAGGAGAACAUCAAGAACAACUUCGUGCUUAUCUAUGAGCUGCUUGAUGAGAUCCUCGACUUUGGAUACCCACAGAACUCGGACACUGGUGUGCUGAAGACGUUCAUCACUCAGCAAGGCAUCAAGUCUGCCUCCAAGGAGGAGCAGGCCCAGAUCACUUCACAGGUGACAGGGCAGAUUGGAUGGCGACGCGAAGGCAUUAAGUACAGGCGAAACGAGCUGUUCCUCGAUGUGCUGGAGUAUGUCAACUUGCUGAUGUCGCCUCAAGGUCAAGUGCUGUCCGCCCACGUUGCUGGCAAAGUCGUGAUGAAGUCGUACCUGUCUGGCAUGCCAGAGUGCAAGUUUGGCAUCAACGAUAAAAUCGUCAUGGAAGCGAAGGGUAAAGGCAAUGGUGGUAUCUCGGGCAACACGGACAGCGACCCGGCGCGCUCCGGCAAGCCGGUGGUGGUGAUUGAUGACUGCCAGUUCCACCAGUGCGUCAAGCUGAGCAAAUUCGAGACAGAACACUCCAUCUCGUUCAUACCGCCUGACGGAGAGUUUGAGCUCAUGAGAUACCGCACAACCAAGGACAUAUCCCUGCCCUUCCGCGUGAUCCCGCUGGUGCGCGAGGUGGGCCGCACCAAGAUGGAAGUGAAGGUGGUCCUCAAGAGCAACUUCAAGCCAUCACUGCUGGGCCAAAAGAUAGAGGUCAAGAUCCCGACGCCGCUCAACACUAGCGGUGUGCAGUUAAUCUGUCUUAAGGGCAAGGCUAAAUACAAAGCUUCUGAGAACGCUAUUGUGUGGAAGAUCAAGCGCAUGGCUGGCAUGAAGGAGACGCAGCUGUCCGCCGAGAUCGAGCUGCUGGAGACGGACACGAAGAAGAAGUGGACUCGUCCGCCCAUCUCCAUGGGAUUCGAGGUGCCCUUCGCUCCUUCUGGCUUCAAGGUGCGUUACCUGAAAGUGUUCGAGCCCAAACUGAACUACUCGGACCACGAUGUGAUCAAAUGGGUGCGCUACAUCGGACGCUCCGGACUGUACGAGACCAGAUGCUAAGCCAAAAAGGAUUGAACGAUUGGCCUUCGAAACGACACACGGUGUUAUGGCGCGUUACAUUAUAUAAUUACAUGUUGUAUAUAAUUUCAUAACAGCUGUCGGCUCAUGUUUUAUUUUUUUAUUCAUAAAGAUUUAUUUUUCUGCUUAGUUAUGUAUGCGGGUACAUAUACGGAGUUAAUUUAAUAUUCUCUUAUAUAUUCAAUUUAAGAUGUAUUUAUUUAAAAUGAUAUUGUCGGUUACAAAUCUACACUUGAGGCCAAAAGUUUUGGCAACUAUUGUAAUAUAUUGGACCAUGGGCAUACAAUCCCUGAGUCAUUGAACGCUUCAAAAGCCAUUCGAAAGUGAGACCACUAACUAAAUGCUUGAGAUUGGCUUUUCAUUCAGCUUAUAAUGUACGAAGAAUUAAAUUAACAGGAAAAUAAACGACAUCAUCGAAUCUCAUUAUUAUUUUAUACAUGAUUAUAUUUCAAAUUACGACUUUUCAUAGCAAAUGUCUUCUUUAUUUAGUAUAUGUGGUAGUUGAAACGUACAAUCCCAUUAGAUAUUUGGAAUUCAAUCGGUUUGCGUCCUAAUCAAAACCAUUCCUUUAGUUUUAUAACCCUGGUUUCAAACGCUAUUGUUCUUCGGCACAGUAUAUAAUGCCUUACUAAUAAAUGUUUUUAAUCAAUGUUUAACUAAUCGAUUCUAUAUUCCACGCGUUAAAUAAUUUGAAAGUCAGAGACAAAUUUCUGAUUAAAAAUGUCUAUUUGUAAGGCUCAUAGUAUAUAAUUACUCUAUAGAAUUAAUUAUAAUAAGCUUAGCUGACGAAGGAUUAGGCAUAAAUUACUUUUAAAUGUAUACGAACAUAUAAAAAUACAUGUAAUAUUCUUUAUAAGUAAUUUGUGGCUGCACCUUGAUAGAUAAUAACGUUCAUAGUAAAAUUUAAAAUGUUGGUAAUCGUUUUGAAUGUAACAUUUGCGUGCAAUAAAAUUGGACACAAUUAAUUGUUCAAUAAAGAUAUAAGAAAUACCAGUAUUAAUACCGAACAACGGUAUAAUUUAUUGCUCAAUUAUGUUAUAUAGUAAAGUUUUGUAAAAAUAAAUUAAUUUUGAAUUAUUUUGUUAAUUUCAAUGUACUUUUGUGUAAAUUCAUUUUCGUUAUUAUUUUUUACAAGAUAAUUUUAUUAAUGAAUUAUUUCUUGGUGCCCAGUUUAGUUGCCCGCAAGUGUACUCCAUGUGUAUGAUGUUAGGGAAUGCUUAUAUUGUAUCGUGUUACAAAAAUGAUGUACAAUAAAUGGUAAAAAAAUA
Messenger RNA from Manduca sexta (tobacco hornworm), 2848 nucleotides. It is a transcript of the gene AP-2mu, whose product is annotated as AP-2 complex subunit mu. The transcript has 11 exons. Bases 240 to 1562 code for a protein of 440 amino acids. Gene Ontology annotation, biological process: clathrin-dependent endocytosis; intracellular protein transport. Gene Ontology annotation, molecular function: clathrin-cargo adaptor activity. Gene Ontology annotation, cellular component: AP-2 adaptor complex; cytoplasmic vesicle. The record is from RefSeq and is a predicted model, not a curated record. NCBI's taxonomy places the organism in Eukaryota, Metazoa, Arthropoda, Insecta, Lepidoptera, Sphingidae.